Solanum stenotomum is the source of this 855-nucleotide messenger RNA. RefSeq lists its product as uncharacterized. The transcript is spliced from 4 exons. The coding region runs from base 1 to 855 and encodes 284 amino acids. The record is from RefSeq and is a predicted model, not a curated record. Lineage: Eukaryota; Viridiplantae; Streptophyta; Magnoliopsida; Solanales; Solanaceae.
AUGAAUCCUCCUAGCUUCACUAGUUCAAGCAUUAUUGAGGAUCCAAAGAACUUCAUUGAGGAACUGAAAAAGGUAUUCAAUGUGAUGCAUAUUGCUGAUACUAGGAGAGUUGUGCUAGCUGCAUAUCCACUGAAGAAUGUUGCUAGGACCUGGUUUGAUCAGUGGAAAGAGGGUAGAUCUAAGGAUGCACCACCUGCGAGUUGGGCUUGUUUUGAGGAGACUUUCUUUGGGUGUUUCUUUCCUCGAGAACUGAAGGAGGCUAAGGUACGAGAAUUUCUUACCCUUAAACAGGAGUCGCUAAGUGUUCAUGAGUAUGGGUUGAAGUUCACCCAAUUAUCCUGUUAUGCUCCAGAGAUGGUUGCGGACAUGAGGAGUAAAAUGAGCUUGAUUGUUGUUGGGCUAUCUCGUUUGUCUAGUAAGGAAGGUAGGGCUGCAAUGCUAAUUAGGGACAUGGACAUAUCGAGGUUAAUGGUAUGUGUGCAGCAGGCUGAGGAAGAGAAGCUAAGGGAUAGAGAAGAGUUUAAGAACAAGAGAGUUAAGACAGAGAAUGAGUCUGGGCAGCAGAAGAUUGCUCCACCAGACAAAACUGCACCUAAAGGGACUUCUUCCAGUACUGGCGGAGGAACAAACCGCUUAUAUGCUAUCAACAGUCACCAAGAGCAAAAGGAUUCGCCAGAUGUUGUCACUGGGAAUUCAUCUUACAAGGUUCUUGAGUACAUAUGCUGGGUAUCGAAAUCUAAAAUGAAUUUGAGAAUGAUAGUCGAGUUUAGGCAAAUUGGGGUUGUAAAACGGAGAAGGAAAAAGUCGAGUGUGAUCUGGCACGCAAGUCCGCGUCGCGGACUAGCUCCCCAGUGA